Molecule: messenger RNA, 2432 nt
Organism: Bombina bombina (fire-bellied toad)
Lineage: Eukaryota; Metazoa; Chordata; Amphibia; Anura; Bombinatoridae
Gene: GPX8
Product: glutathione peroxidase 8 (putative)
Exons: 3
Coding region: 25-654 (209 amino acids)
Biological process (GO): response to oxidative stress
Molecular function (GO): glutathione peroxidase activity
Source: RefSeq, a predicted model, not a curated record
CCUCCUCCUAGCAAAAUCUCCAAAAUGGAGACUCUCCCUCCUUAUCCCUUGAAAUGUUCGUCACCUAAAGCUAAAGUUUUCCUCGUUUUCUUUUCUAUGGUUUUAUGCACAUCUUUAUUAUGUAUUGUACAGUUAAAGUUUUUUAGACCUAAAGUGAAAGAUUUUUAUUCUUUUGAAGUAAUGGAUUCUAAAGGACAGAGUGUUUCUUUGGGAAAAUACAGAGGCAAAGCAUCUCUGGUUGUAAACGUGGCUAGUGCCUGCAAGCAUACAGAUGCAAACUACAGAGCGCUGCAGGAAUUACACAGAGAAUUUGGUCCUUCCCAUUUCACUGUCCUUGCCUUUCCCUGCAAUCAGUUUGGAGAGAGUGAACCCGGAAGCAACUAUGACAUUUUAUCAUUUGCUAAAGGGAACUAUGGAGUGACAUUUCCAAUAUUCAGCAAGACUAAAAUUCUAGGUUCGGAAGCAGAACCUGCCUUCAGAUUCCUUGUGGAUUCAACAAAAAAAGAGCCAAGAUGGAACUUUUGGAAAUAUCUGAUAAACACGCAAGGGCAAGUAGUGAAGUUCUGGAGACCAGAGGAACCAAUUGAGAAUAUUCGACAUGACGUAGCGGCCUUAGUCAGAGAAAUAAUCAUGAAGAAGAAAGAAGAUCUUUAAAACUUUCAUUUAGCCACAUGGGCUUCAGACUGUUCACAGCACAGUUGUGCUGGUUUUCUCAACAGUUUUAUUUUUUUUGUAUGUGUUGAAAUGUUUGUGUAUGUUUUUAAUAUUUGUCCCACUUCUCUGAAAUUUGUUUUAUUGUCCUUUUACAUUUCUAAGAUACCAAACAUUUGAGGAACAGUCUUGUGGUUAUUUAAUAUUUGAAACAAGAAUCACCAAUUUGUCAGUUUUGUACCAAGUUUUAUUUUAGGGCAUAUUUUAAAAAGUGCAAUGGUUUAAAGAUAUUUUGAAAAUGUAUUUGUUGACUGAAACAAUGUGCUAAAUUCAGUCUCUCCAAUUACUCCACUUCUUAAUUUAUUCUAUGCAACCUCUCCUUAAAGGGUCAUUUAACACGUUGCUUUUGAGUAAAAACUAUGUGUAUCCUUCACUCCCUAUGGAGACCAAGAACAAAUUCUAUAAACCUAGAUUUUCUUCCCAAUUCUGCAAAUCAAAUCAUUUGUUUUAGCAAUUUGUAGCAUUUUAGAAAAGGGUAUUAUACUUGUUAUAGCGUUUGUUUUUUGUCUCUUCCAGGAGCAUAAGACGAGCACAAUUUUUACACAAAAGCAAGAAGGGUUUAAAGGGACGUAAAACAGGUUGAGAUUUGUACAUAUCCUAAAAGGGCCAAUGAAUUAAAAAGUUUGCCUAAAAAAAAUUGUUUAAAAAUUGCUGGCAAGUAUUUUAAAAUAAUUUUCAAAAAUAAGCAAAAAGAAUUACAUAGCUAAGCUGCCUGGAGCAGCCAACUCCACCCUCCUUAUCAGUGUUCAGACACAGGCAUUGUAUUUCAACUGAGUUCACAGCUUCUAGGCAUGCUCCAGCAGAUAAUCCCUAUGCACUUUUGCAUUCUACCAAAACAACAAUAGAUAUAGAUACAGCCAUAGAAGGAAAUGUGUGGGGGGAGUUAGAGCUUUACAAUUCAGAAACUAAAAAGGAAGGGUUAAUGGCGAGGCACUGCAGUAUACAUUUUGAGGUAAAGUUAUUAAAGUACAUAUUAUUAUAUUUUGUCUCUAUCCCAUCUUGUUUUAUGUCCCUUUAAUAUCCAUUUAAGUUGUUUAGUGAAUAGCCUCCAUAUAACAGCACAAGAUCUGAAAAGAAUGGAGACACCGGAAAGGCUGUUAGUUAAUCUAACAAUACCAGUUCAUUCAGCACCAGUGUACACGUGCACGCUGUCAGGCUUAGGGUUGCCACCUCGGCCAUGUUUUCCUAGACACUAAAGGCUGUGACACACUGCAAGCGAUGCGGCGCGAGGCAAAGCAGCUGCUUCGCUCUGCGUUGCAUCGCUUCUGAAGUUCAAAUAUUUCAUCUCUGAGAGCUUAGCUAUGCGACCUGACGCAGCAGUGCUCAGAGAUUAAAAGGCAGGACACACUGAGCGCACACAGCUGCAUGUACACGCUGCGCACCGCAGUGUGUCACAGCCUUUAUGAGUUACACAUGCUGCAGGGUAAGCAGAGGGGAACAUGCAUUGCACACCUAAACAGCACAUGAAUAGUGACCCUGGAUAACACUAUUCAUGUUCCUCACUGCACACCCUGCAGCAUGUGUAACUCAUAAGUGUCCAGGAAAACAUGGCCGAGGUGGCAACCCUAGUCAGGCUUCACACCAAAAGCUCAACACUGUAAUAUUAAACAAUUUAUUGGAGCAGAGUGAAACAAAUACAAUUCUAAUGUUAGUUAAUCUAACCCAGUAAUUUAAAAGUUUUUCUAACAUUUCUAAAUAAAUAUGUGAAUUUUCUUAAAGAA